Molecule: messenger RNA, 1220 nt
Organism: Macroventuria anomochaeta
Lineage: Eukaryota; Fungi; Ascomycota; Dothideomycetes; Pleosporales; Didymellaceae
Product: zinc-binding alcohol dehydrogenase-like protein
Exons: 3
Coding region: 144-1163 (339 amino acids)
Cellular component (GO): mitochondrion
Molecular function (GO): oxidoreductase activity; zinc ion binding
Source: RefSeq, a predicted model, not a curated record
GUACAACGAAGACCUGCCACAACUCUAGUUCUUUUCUUCUACGCUGCUCGAGGCCAGACUGAUUCUGGCUACUGCAUCCACUGUCGCUAAGCGCAGCCCAACCGGAUUGAUUGAUUGACUGAUUGAUUGAUUGAUUGAUAAACAUGAAGGGCAUCCAGAUCAAGGAAUAUGUCAAGGGUCCAGAAGACCUCAGGGUCCAGUCGUUUCCAGACCCUGUGCCCAAAGACAAUGAAUACCUGGUCGCCAUCCAUGCUUCCGCAACCAACUUCUUCGACCUGCUGCAGAUUCGCGGCAAGUACCAGCACCAGCCGCCUUUCCCAUGGAUCGCAGGCUCGGAGUUCUCUGGCAUAGUCGCGAAGGCUCCCUCGUCAUUGCCGGGCGGCCGAACACCGCUGUACAAGGUUGGCGACAGGGUCUUUGGCGCAAGCCAAGGUGGAUAUGCUACACAUGUUGCAUGCACGGAAGAGCGACUGAAGGGCGUGCCUGAGGGCUGGAGCUUCGCUGAGGCAGCGGGCAUGUUCGUGACUGCGCCUACCAGUUACGCUGGGUUGGUCACCAGGGCCAACAUCAAAAAAGGCGACUGGGUGCUUGUCCACGCAGCUGCCGGCGGUGUCGGUCUCGCAGCAGUACAGAUCGCGAAGGCUUUCGGCGCAACUGUCAUCGCGACCGCGGGCACGCAGCACAAGCAGGAUAUCGCCCGCAAAUUCGGCGCCGAUUAUGCCGUCGACUACCGCAAGCCAGACUGGCCUGAGCAGGUCAAGAAGCUGACCCCCAAGGGCCGCGGCGUCGAUAUUGUGUACGACCCUGUUGGUCUUAUCGCACAGUCCAUGAAGUGCACAGCGUGGAAUGGCAGGCUGCUGGUCGUUGGAUUCGCUGCUGGUGAUAUCGAGAAGAUGGCCACCAACCGCAUCUUGCUGAAGAACGUCAGUGUCGUUGGCUUGCACUGGGGCAUGUAUACGGUCCACGAGCCUGAGAUGGUCGACAGGGUGUGGGACGGCAUCUUCGAGUUGGUGCGAGAGGGCAAGUACAGGGGUACCUGCUACACAGACACCGAGUACGUUGGGCUGGAGAGUGUGCCAGCUGCAUUGAAGGCACUGGGCGGUCGAGACAGCUGGGGCAAGGUAGUUGUCAAGGUUCCGCAGGAAGGGCAGAGUAAGAUCUAGGCUGUGGGAGCGUUGAGUUGGCCUUGCACGUACCGAAUGCCAAAUCGAGCAUCCAUG